AUGGCGUUUCCGUGCCUAGAUGCCGUUGAGACCCGAUCGGCCAACAUAUCGGCAGGCUUCAAACCCACGUCGUCGCCAGGUAGUGAGAGCAGCGGUCCUGAACCAUCCUACACGGCCGGCGCAACGCUCAACUACAACUGCAAGGAGCCCCUGCUCCUCGAUUGGGGUGGCAUCUUGCCCGAGUUUGACAUCGCCUACGAGACGUGGGGCACGCUCAACGCCGACAAGUCCAACGCCAUCCUUCUCCACACGGGCCUGUCCGCCUCGUCGCAUGCCCACUCUACUGAGGCUAACCCCAAGCCGGGGUGGUGGGAGAAGUUCAUCGGGCCCAGCCUGCCCGUCGACACGGACAAGUACUUCGUCAUCUGUACCAACGUCAUAGGCAGUUGCUAUGGAUCCACUGGCCCGGGGUCCAUCGACCCGGCCAACGGCGAGCGCUACGCCACCCGGUUCCCCAUCCUGACGAUGGACGACAUGGUGCGCGCACAGUUCCGCCUCCUCGAUGAUAUAGGAAUCAACCGCCUGUACGCCAGCGUGGGCUCCAGCAUGGGUGGCAUGCAGUCCCUCGCUGCAGGCGUCCUAUUCCCCGACCGCGUCGGCCGUAUCGCCUCCAUUAGCGGCUGCGCCCGCAGCCACCCCUACAGCAUCGCCAUGCGCCACACCCAACGCCAGGUCCUUAUGAUGGACCCCAACUGGAACAGGGGCUUCUAUUAUGGCCGCGUCCCGCCCCACGCAGGCAUGAAGCUCGCCCGCGAGAUUGCAACCGUCACCUAUCGCUCCGGCCCCGAGUGGGAGCUACGCUUCGGCCGUCGUCGCGCCGACCCCGCCAAACCGCCCGCCCUGUGCCCCGACUUUUUGAUAGAAACAUACCUCGAUCACGCCGGCGAGAAGUGGUGUCUCACCUACGACCCCAACAGCCUCCUCUACGUCAGCAAGGCAAUGGACCUGUUCGACCUAGGAAUUGAGAACCAGCGCGCUACCGCCGACCGUCGUGCCAAGCGCGAGCUCGAGCUCCUCUCAGAAUCGGAGUUCUCGUCUAUCUCCGCCACAUCCUGCUCGUCGUCGGACCUCCACAGCCUCACCUUGCCUUCCAAGCCUUACGAGGAACAGCCCGGAACAUCUACCGCCCUGUCAGAAGACUCCACUCCCAAGGGUAUCUCUCGCCCGCCAGAGGACCUCGUCUCCGGUCUCGCCCCCCUCCGUGACAUCCCGACCCUCGUUAUGGGCGUUGCGAGCGACAUACUUUUCCCUGCGUGGCAGCAGCGCGAGAUUGCAGAGGCUCUCCGUCUGGCGGGAAACCGUAAUGUCACACACAUGGAGCUGAGUGAGGAGAUGAGCAUGUUUGGCCAUGAUACAUUCUUGCUUGACCUCAAGCAUGUUGGUGGUAACCUCCGUGGAUUCCUAGGUUAA
Messenger RNA from Geosmithia morbida, 1410 nucleotides. Its product is annotated as homoserine O-acetyltransferase/O-succinyltransferase. Bases 1 to 1410 code for a protein of 469 amino acids. The record is from RefSeq and is a predicted model, not a curated record. Gene Ontology annotation, biological process: L-homoserine metabolic process. NCBI's taxonomy places the organism in Eukaryota, Fungi, Ascomycota, Sordariomycetes, Hypocreales, Bionectriaceae. The transcript has a single exon. Gene Ontology annotation, molecular function: L-serine O-acetyltransferase activity; homoserine O-acetyltransferase activity.